AUUUCAGAUCUACUUAACUCCACACCUUAACGCACCGCCAUGGAUCACAGCCACCAUCACGAACACAUGAACCACCAUUCCAUGGACAAUGGAAGCAGUGACGUUAAUUCCAUUUUCAACACUCUUCCUGCUACCACAGCUGCGACCAUACUGCAAGCUGUUAUGACCACGAUGAUGGCUCAGGACUCUCCGCACAAGCACCAUCAUUCUGCGAUGGAAACCACUCAUGACAGUCAUUCUUCGAGCUUCAAUGCUAUUGGAGAUCAUUCUUCGCACACUGCAGAUGUCCAUUCAGCACACGUGUCUAGUGGAGGCCACGGAGACAUGCCGAUGCAUUUUCACUUUGGAAUAGAUACUGUAAUCUUAUUUAAAGAAUGGACUACCACAACUACUGAAGGUUUAAUAGGAUCUGUGAUUGGAAUUUUUAUUCUUGCUAUGUUAUAUGAAGGGAUCAAAUUCUUUCGAGAAUUUUUAUUUAAAAAAUAUUUUACUUCACUGGAAUAUUCUUCAGUAUCAGUUUUGGGAGAUGACGGAAAACCUGUUACAGAAGUACACAAAGUUGCAAGGAAUCGUAUGUUCAGCUGGCCUCACAUGCUGCAAACUCUCAUGCACGUAGUUCAAAUGGUCCUAAGUUAUUUUCUUAUGCUAAUAUUUAUGACUUAUAACGUUUGGCUUUGUUUGGCAGUUGUAGCUGGAGCUGGUGUUGGUUACUUUCUAUUUGGCUGGAGAAAAGCAACAGUGGUUGACAUUACCGAACAUUGUCAUUGAAAUUGGCUGCUAGAAAAAUGUGCUUCAUUCACACAUUUCAUUUAUACAUAAAAGGCUUUUGCCUUUUGUUGCCAAAUGAGUAUUAGAAAUCUUAAAGAGAUUAUGAUUGUUGAGAAUCUCUGCUCACUGAUUACUUUCACUGUGUAAUUAACGAAAUAAUUCUUUAUGUAAACUGCUUUCUGGAAUUUUUUUUAAACACAAGAUGACAUUAUUUUGCUGAAUACAUUUAUGUAAGGGACCUGUAGUAUUCGCAACUCCAGAGCUCGAACAUGCUACCUUGCAGUGAUUAACAAUACUAAAGAAAAAGGUAAAACAUUCCAUUCCACAUGUUUUCUUUGGGGUAAAUUAUAGCUUCAGACAGUUUGUGAUGUAAUCUAAUUUCAGAAGAAUAGAAAAGAAAGCUUCCCACAAACACAAUGAAAAAAUACUGUCGUUCUCUAAGCGUCAAAAAGGUAAUAAGUUAUGGCAUGCGUUUGUUUUACCUUUUUCAUCUGCCAUUAGACAGUGGCUGCAGCGCCCCCUAUAGUUUAUUGGAGUUGCGAAUGAAGUAUAUCUUGAUUGAAUGUAUCAGAGUAGUAGUGAUUUAGUAUGAAAACUUAUAAAAAUUGAAGAUUGGGAGUUUAAUGAGUCACCGGACAUCACAGUAGAUUUUAUUCUGAUAGCAAGUAAUGAUAGUUUGGAUUGGUUUUAAAGUUGGAAAAAUGGACAAAUGAAAUUUUUCGGAGGAAAGUUUUAAACUUGAUCACUACUGCUCCAACCUAAUGAAAUUGUAUUUUGAAAUUAAAAAAAAAAAUGCAACAGUUUUUCUCCAACAAUGUUGCAAUCAAAAAUCUUAGUUUUGUACCAAUUUGUCUUCUUUCAUUUUUAAAAAAACUUCAAGCUUUUUCUAAAUGAAGUGGUUACUUAAUUUUUUUUCUUCAACAGUCCAAGCAGCCCCCUCCCCUACCCCCUUCCACCACUUUUUUAAUACAUGAAAUGCAUUAAGAUAUUUUAGAAUCUCAAAAUAAGAUUUGUCUAUUUAAAUUAGCAUUGAUGAAUAUUAGUUUUUAUGUUUAUAAUGGUCUCUUUUUCAUCACACUCAGAUCGUUUUUUUUUUUUUUUUUUUUUUUGUAAUGGAAUAGUUUAUUAUUUUAAAUUUGUUUCUUCAGUAUUCAUUUUUAAUUAUUUGCAUUUUGUUUUAUCCAAUUUUUGAAAUAAUUUCAAUUUUAAAUUAAUGCACUUAAUCUUCUUUUUUUUGCAUUAUUGUAUUGCAUUAUAUAUAUAUAUAUAUAUAUAUAUAUAUAUAUAUAUAUAUAUAUAUAUAUGCAUUAUUAUUUUGUUUAAAAAGGACAAUGUAUUCAUAAAUAAUUUCACUACAAGUUGAAAGGUAGUUUUUUUGAUAUUUUUAUCUUUUAUUUCAAUUUUAAAAGCACAGUUUUGAUUUUUAUAUUGAAACUGUAAAAAUUAUAUUAUAGAUAUUAUUUUACUUUAUUUAAAGAAACAUGCCAUUUCUUUCAAAUUUAACUCGCAUCUUUUUUUGAAAAAUGGCUCAUAAUUAUUCAUUAAUAUGUUCCUUAAAAUUACGCUUCAUGUGUGAUGUUUUCUGUUUUUGGAGCUGUUAUUUAUGAAACAUUAGAAUCUCAUGUUUUUAGCCAAUUGUGGAGCAUAUUUUGUGUUGCAAAAUACAUAUGUUUUUAAAUGUAAAUCAUGCUAUCUACAAUCAGUGGUAUUUCAUUUUUCAAGAUGUUUUUUUUUCUUUUUUAUUUGAAUUUUUCAGAUAAUGAGAUGAUUGACAAGAUGUAUCUAUGUUAUUGUAUAACAUCUUGACAUUGAAAUGGUUAAAAUGAUUUUUAAAUUUUUUAGUUGCUAAUAUUUUUUCAAGUUCAUACAUAUGUAGCAUAUUUUAAAACUCACUAUAAUUUUUUUGAUGCAUUUCUUUUUACUUGUACAAAUUAUUUAAAACGAUGUUUGUAAGAUGUUUUUGAUAUUUAAAAACGGAAACUAUUGUAAUAGUUUUAUUUUCUUAGAUAAUGAUACAAAUUAUCAAAUUUUAACUGAAAAUAUUUACUAGAUUUUAAUAGGUUUUGGUAGAAAUGGUUAAUAUUUCAAUUUUAAAAGUUCAAAAUGAUUUAAAGGUAAUUGAAGUUAAUAAAUAAUUUUUAUACAAGAUUUCAACUAUCUCAAAAUCAUGUUUAAAAUAGCAUCAGUAACAUUAUUACCUUUUCCCAGCAACAUACACACGUAAACCAAUGAAACAUAGAAAAAUAUUUUUCAUUCAUCUCUUCUGAAUGAACUACAGCUGUAGGUGGGGGUUGGGGACUACAUUUCUGUAUUGUUUUAAUAAAUACCACAAUAUUCAUAACUCUAAUCUUCCUUUAUCUCAAAGUUUUCAUUGAGCCCCAAACUCGUGGAAAUUCCCAUAACUCGAACAUUUUAGCCGGUCCCUUGGGAUUUCGAGUUAUUGAGAGUUGACUGUAUAACUUUAAUUGUUAAUGCAGAAAUUCUUUAUUAAAAAUCAAAUUUAUUAUACACAAUGUUAUUAGUUCUCUUAUUUGUAUAGAUUGUGUCUUUGUUUACAGUAUAAAAUAAAAAUAUAUUUGUGUUGUA
This is a messenger RNA of Uloborus diversus, 3354 nucleotides long. RefSeq names its product high affinity copper uptake protein 1-like. The record is from RefSeq and is a predicted model, not a curated record. Bases 40 to 768 code for a protein of 242 amino acids. Lineage: Eukaryota; Metazoa; Arthropoda; Arachnida; Araneae; Uloboridae. The transcript is spliced from 4 exons. Gene Ontology annotation, molecular function: copper ion transmembrane transporter activity. Gene Ontology annotation, cellular component: membrane. Gene Ontology annotation, biological process: copper ion transmembrane transport.